UGCGUCUGAUGCAAAUAUUUGGAGGCACCGUUUAAUUCCGUGACAGAGGAUUCGGAGGACAAUAUUUCAACCCGUUUGUGUUUGAUGCAAUGUCCUAUCUGAACCCCCGGGGGAGAGAACUCGAGCGCUUUGAUGGACUUUCGCUCAUUUACUGGACACUGAUGGGUCCGUAUGGAGUAGAUCGAGCAGUGCAUUCUAUAGAUUUUACAGAUUGUGAAAAUGGAUUAGGAAUCAAAGUGAUUGGUGGUGUUAAAGAACAAACUGGAGAGGAAUAUGGAGUUUAUGUGAAGAGGAUCUUACCUGGUGGCCUUGCUUCCAGUGAUGGAAACCUAGAGCCUGGAGACCAAAUCCUGGAGGUAAAUGGUGAAAGCUUAGUUGGUGUGACAAGUGAAAGAGCGGUGGAUAUUCUUAGAGCAGCAUCCUCAACAAAUCACAUGCGCCUUCUGAUUGCCAGGGAUGAGGAAUCCAGGCAGGAAUUUGCAGAGCUUCUUGAAAAAUAUGGCUCAAACGGCAGCACGGGAUCUACCAGGAAUUCUCCCAUUCAGCAUAGCAGAUACUUGGACAGCACAUCUUCAGGGUCUUCAUCCAGAUCACAGAGUCCACUCUUGCUUAGUCCUGCAGGCUCUCAGAGUAAUUACAACAGUACAGGACCCUUGCUACGCUCCCUAAGUCACCCAGGUGAAGGAGUGAUUCAGCUCAUAUCAAUUGCCCGCUCCUCCAGUCUGGGUAUUGCCAUCGGAGGAGGCUCCAACAGACCUGACGGCCCUGCAGUUUUCAUCCAGGAAGUACUGUCUGGAGGAGAUUGCCAUCGGGAUGGAAGGCUCAGACCUGGAGAUCAGCUUAUUGCCAUUAACAAGGAGUCAUUGAUAGGUGUCACAUAUGAGGAUGCCAAAAGUGUGCUCAACAAAGUCAAAUUCAGUCAGGAGCCAGUGGUGGAUAUUGCCUUCAUCCCAGGGAAAGGCCCUUUCUCCAACAGCAUGUCAUUACAUAAUGGGGUUCAGAGGGCGGUUGGGAAUGGAUGCAACACCAGCCGGUUAAAAGUUCAUGUCCGAUCUCCUGAGGUGCAACGAGAGGAAACAACGGCAGUACUUUCAUCCUCUCCUGAUAUCUGUCCUCCAGACAUACAGGUUUCAGCUUCCAAUGCACAGAGACCAGCCGCUGUUUCCAAGCCCAAGAUCUCGCUGGACCCCCAUAUACGGCUCAAAGCAGAGAAGCUUGAUCUGGCUCUGUCGUAUCUGGGUCUGGAUGAUACAGAAGAGAAGAGACGGCAGCUCAGAGAGAGUCUCACUACAGACCCUCAGGGGACAGUGUCAUAUGGAGACUUUGUGGACGCCACACGCAAUGUUUAUCAAGAGAAGCUGGAGGAGGCGGGACUAGGACAAGGGCCCUUUAUGUUCUCCUAUCAGGAAGCAGCUAGCUUGAUGGACACUUCUGCCUUUCACUCCCCAACAUAUGAGUCAGAGUGCAGCUACAGCAGUGAGGAGCUGGAGGAGUUUCAGACGGAAGUCAAACAACUUCAGAUGCAAAUGAAACAACUCAAGGUGCUACUGAAAGACACAGAAGACAGUAAGAAGACUCUGGAGGAGGAACUGCAGAAGACAGCUGAGAAGGCCACAGCCACAGUGGAGGAGAAUAAGUCUCUGAAGAGUAAGCUGCAGGUUGCAGAGGCAGUUCAGAGGCAGACUAACAGUGCCGAGCAGGACUAUGAGGAGGUCAUUCAGCUGCUGGAGGCUGAAAUCAAAGAUCUGAAGAACCAGCUAUCCGGAAAGAAACAAAGAGGCCUGGAGGCUACCAAAGAAGAUGUGAUGGAACUGAACAGGAGACUCACUGCCAUUGACAGUCAGUUGAGAAAGUCUGAACUGACAAGAAAACACCUGGAGAUAUCCAACAAGAAGCUUAUAGGCUUUGCUCAGAAUGUCCAUAAAGUUCUCACCAACACUGGCUUAUUUGCAAUAGAAAGCGGGAGCAUGGGAGCAUCUCCAGCGACUGACAUCCCCGACACACCCUCCCCCAUCCCUGACCCUGCCUGCCAGCUCGCGGCUGAGGCCAAAGAGCUUGUGGAUGGUGUGUGUUCCCUUUGCACUGAGGAUCACUCAUUACCGCAGUAUGUAGAGGGAUGCAUUGCGAAGGCCAGAGAGGACUCUGAUUCAGACCUCGUUCACUGGCCACAGCCUCCCCUCAUCUGAGAUCCUGCUGUAGAGAGCAGACGUCAGUAGAGGAUCUGGGAUGGAAAGGAACUGAAUCUCAGAAGACGGAGUGAGGUUGAACUGAAAAAUACUGGGGAAAAAAAGAGACUGUAAAAUUUUCCCAUAUGGGUUUAAUUUCUUCAGUUCAUUGUUCAUCAACACAAGUGAUAUCGGAGGCCUGAGAAGACAGCUCUACUGAUCAAAAGAGUGUUUUUUUUUUAUUUAAAAAAAACACAGCAGUCCAUGUACAUAUAUGUACACUUGUAGCAUUACUCAGUGUCAUAAUGUAGAUUGAAAAUGAAAACAAACAAGCAAGAAAACCCCACCAUCCAUUAUAGAAGUGACUUUGAAAUGCUCAAGGGUAAUUUUGAUCAAUGUGCCAUGUGCAACAUUUACUGUAUUUCAGUAGAUUAAGUGGUUACAAUGCACAGUUAUAGAGAAGCUGCAAUAUUAAAAAGAGAAAGAGAGCUUUCUCUAUGAUGAUGUUUCAUCAUACAUUAUAUCUCCCCAUUAAAUAAUGUAAUGUAAACACAUGUGGCAGACCUCUCUAUUAGAGUUAGGUAAUAACAUGUUUUACAUUUCACUUAGGGAACUUGGGGCACAGUCCCCACUUUUCAUCAUUUGAUAUGAUGCUUAUUUGUAUUUGUUCUGAGAAGUGCUAUGAUGUUUUGAAGAUUUUAUAUUUUGAGUCCAAAUCUUUUAUUAUUGAGGACACAUGGACAUGCUUGCUUCAAAGUAUGUACACAGUUGCUGUUAUAAUCCUUGUAAUUCUUGCAGUUAAAUCCUCUGAUGUCCUCUUCGUGUCCUUGUUGUUUGUCAUUCUGUGCUCAGACACAUUUGAAGUACAGGUAGUCCAAUGUUAGCCAGCAUCCUUUUCCAUUACUAUCAGGUAUAGUCUGUUAAGUGCUUAGGAAAAUAAUACUUCAUAGCUUCUUUCUUUGAUGGACGGUAACUUUGGUCAUUUCAGAAGUGCAUCUUAGUUCUUGUGUCCUCAUGACUAUACUGAUUGUACUAGGAGAAUUUUGGUUGUCAUGGCAUCAUUGAGUAAUGGAGGUCAUAUUCAAAUACAUCCAUUCAGCUAAACAAAAAGUUCAGAUUACUGCUCUCAUAACCACACUGUAUUCAACUGUUUUAUUUUGGAAUAUAUUGUAGCAUCACUUCUCUCAGUGUGUAAUACGGACGGUGGUAACAUUCAUUUCCUGAGAAUAAAGGUGGAACCGUUUGUAACAAUAAUUGUAAAGUUAUGCAGGUUAGAAAAUAUAAAUAACAGCACAUGCUCUAAAAAUGCUGACCUGUAGUCCUGUGAUUUUACUAGAUUGCAUCAUAUGUGUGGCCUAAAUAUCUUUCUUUUAAUGUUUUUAUUAAA
Xyrauchen texanus (razorback sucker) is the source of this 3552-nucleotide messenger RNA. RefSeq names its product syntaxin-binding protein 4-like. The record is from RefSeq and is a predicted model, not a curated record. The transcript has 22 exons. Gene Ontology annotation, molecular function: protein binding. Bases 90 to 2186 code for a protein of 698 amino acids. Lineage: Eukaryota; Metazoa; Chordata; Actinopteri; Cypriniformes; Catostomidae.